AUGAGAUUUGUGGCCCUUUCCUGCACAGUUGCGGUUGCAUAUGCCCUACAAGUCCUUCCGCCAGUCGAGUGGAAUGCGACGGGGCUGUCGCGCGAUGGAUUCGACAUUUGGGCAGUAGAGAAGAAUAUCUUCAUCACCAGCACUUUUGCGUCCUGGCGUGACGAAAAUGGGCUGACUCUGAUCCCUCCCUCCGCUGGCGAGUUUGCGGAGACCUUUCGCCAGGAUGUAGAAGAAAUGACCAACACGUCUUGGGUACUUCGUGUGGUAGACACAGUCCAAAUCAACGAGACGGGGAUCUUCCUAGACUUUUUGAACAAACAGCAGGUCAACUUAACAUAUGAGAACAAGGAACCCACCGAGGAAGGUUAUGAGCUCAUCUUUGAUGCUGGCCGAGCUUCUAUUCGCGGUUCCGGUGCUCGGGGGAUGUGGUGGGGAACACGGACAUUUCUACAGCAAUUGCUGAUUCACGACCUGGAAACAGUCCCAGCCGGCCGAACACUGGACGCGCCUUCGUCUGUCACGCGGGGGUUCAUGCUUGACGCGGGUCGCAAAUGGUACUCUCCAGCAUUUCUCAAAGACCUGUGCACGUACGCCUCGUUCUUUAAGUUGUCCGAGUUCCACUACCACAGCAGUGACAACUAUCCGUUGAACCGCGGGCAUAAUGAGACGUGGUACGACGUCUAUUCACAAUUCUCAUUGCGACCCGAGAGCUCGGAUUUGCAGGGGUUGGUGCAAAGACCUAACGAGACGCUUUCGCGGGCGGAUUUUGAAGACUUUCAAUAUCAUUGCGCGCAACAUGGAGUGACCGUCAUUCCGGAGAUCGAGGCACCGGGGCAUGCACUGUCUAUCACCAAGUGGAAGCCGGAAUUGGCGCUGGAGUCGAAGGACCUCCUCAACUUGACGCACCCGGAUACGGUACCGCUGGUCAAAUCGAUAUGGUCGGAUUUCCUCCCAUGGUUUCAAACAAAAGAGGUUCAUAUCGGAGCGGAUGAGUACGACGUCGCCCUGGCGGACGACUACAUCGACUUUGUCAACGAGAUGGCUCGCUUCAUCAAUGAGACCGCAGGGAAGAAGAUCCGCAUCUGGGGCACGAACGAGCCGUCGAGUACCCGUAAAAUUUCCAAGGAUGUCAUCGUUCAGCACUGGCAAUAUGGCCAGUCAGAUCCUGUCAGCCUUGCAGAAGAUGGGUAUGAGUUGAUCAACUCCGAAGAUUGGUGGGCUUACAUGUCUCUAAAAAAUGACCACAUGCCCAUCCUCCCAGCUCCGUAUCCCCCUUUGUUCAACAAUACUCGAUUGUUGAAUUUCGGAGGCGAGGAAGACUUGCAAUGGGCGCCACCGUUGUUCAACCCGUAUAAUACCACCAGGCAGCCUGAUCCGAGACGUGUCAAGGGAGCCAUCAUCGCAGCCUGGAAUGAUAAUGGUCCCGACGCGACAACGCAGCUGGAGGCGUACUAUGCCCUCCGUGACGGAAUCCCAACAUUUGCAUCUCGUGUGUGGUCUGGUAACCGUGGUCAGGAGCUGGAUGUAUCGCGUUUGGCCGAUUCAAUGCGGUUGCUGAGUGCGAACGCCGUGGGGCAGAAUCUGGAUCGGCGACUUCUUGAAGAAACGAAUCUAAGUGAAGGAGAACUGAUUAGCUGGAAUGCAAUGAACAACGGCAGCACCAGCAAACUGCACCUGGGAUAUGGUAGUAAGGGAAUGAAUUAUACGCUAGAGCUUAAUGUGACUGGACCGUUUGCUCUCUCCUCCGAAGAUGCAAUGCUCAAAUUGGGAUUCGAUGGUUCUUUGACAUUUGUGUCGGAUGGGUGGGAGUAUCCUCUGCGAUCUGUGUCUGAGUCUGAUGGAUUUGAUCCCGCGUAUCCAGGCCGAAUCUGGGUCAACACGACAUCCUCGACGCAUGAACCCGUGGCUGUACCGUUGAGAAGCCUUAUCACGAUAUGCACGGAUGUUGUUGGUGGAAGUCGCGUCUGGAUUGAUGGCACCUUCGCAGGCAGGUUUGAGGUGUUUGUGUUUGGAGGAAAGAAUACUCUCUUUUCCUGGAGUCAGAUGGCGUUUGUCGCACCGUUGGACUGGAUAGAGGGGAGUGUGCAGCACUUACGGCUCAGUUCCUACUAG
Messenger RNA from Aspergillus saccharolyticus JOP 1030-1, 2112 nucleotides. Its product is annotated as beta-N-acetylhexosaminidase. The transcript has a single exon. Gene Ontology annotation, biological process: carbohydrate metabolic process. Lineage: Eukaryota; Fungi; Ascomycota; Eurotiomycetes; Eurotiales; Aspergillaceae. Gene Ontology annotation, molecular function: beta-N-acetylhexosaminidase activity. Bases 1 to 2112 code for a protein of 703 amino acids. The record is from RefSeq and is a predicted model, not a curated record.